Messenger RNA from Cavenderia fasciculata, 642 nucleotides. Its product is annotated as DNA repair and recombination protein rad22. The transcript has 2 exons. NCBI's taxonomy places the organism in Eukaryota, Evosea, Eumycetozoa, Acytosteliales, Cavenderiaceae. The record is from RefSeq and is a predicted model, not a curated record. Gene Ontology annotation, biological process: double-strand break repair via single-strand annealing; double-strand break repair via homologous recombination; mitotic recombination. Gene Ontology annotation, cellular component: nucleus. The coding region runs from base 1 to 642 and encodes 213 amino acids.
AUGGAUAACAAUGAAUUAAGUUCAACAGCACAACCAAACUAUCAUCUAUUUGGAAAGGUAGAAUUCAACGAUGAAGAGAAACAAAGAAUAACACGUGAAUUGGAUACAGCCCCAAGUCAACAAGAUCUACAGACAAGAGUUGCAUUUGGUAAAUCUAAAGUUGCCUAUAUGGAGGCAUGGAAGGUGAUAGAGAUUGCAAACAAAAUAUUUGGUUUCAAUGGUUGGUCUUCUCAACUUACUAAUAUGAAGACUGAUUUCACUGACGUAAUUGGUGGUAAUUAUAAAGUUGGAGCAACUGCAAUUCUAAGAGUUACACUAAAAGAUGGAACAUUUCAUGAGGAUUUUGGAUUUGGUAUUGCUAUAAAUGGUUGUAAAGGUUUGGCUAUUGAGAACGCUAGAAAGGGUGCUGUAUCUGAUGCUCGUAAAAGAGUAUUACGUAUCUUUGGAAGAGCUCUUGGUAAUCAAUUGUACCAACAAUCUUAUAAUCAACAAAUCGUUGCUAAUAAAGCAAAUCCACAAUUACCUCCUACCCUUGGAUCCAACAACAAUCAACCACCUGUAAAUAAUAAUCAACAACCUCAACAACAACAACAACAACAGCAACAGCAACCUCAACAAUAUGAAGAUGAUUUUGACUUUUAA